Molecule: messenger RNA, 2321 nt
Organism: Sceloporus undulatus (fence lizard)
Lineage: Eukaryota; Metazoa; Chordata; Lepidosauria; Squamata; Phrynosomatidae
Gene: GPSM3
Product: G protein signaling modulator 3
Exons: 6
Coding region: 262-849 (195 amino acids)
Biological process (GO): regulation of inflammatory response
Molecular function (GO): GTPase regulator activity; protein binding
Source: RefSeq, a predicted model, not a curated record
AGCCGCGAGGAAGGAGGCCUUGCCGCGGUUCCCUUGCAGGCGCUGGCGGCAGAGGCGACCAAAACCCAAGCAGCGGCAGGUCAGUCUCAGAGUUUGGUGGUAGCAAAUUAUGGCAACGCUACCCCCACUGACUUCAGUACAAACAACUACUGCAUUUUACACUCAUUUUGCAGCAAGGAGCAGGGAAAAGAAAAACAAACCCUCUCUACUACCUUCUGGCCUGAGAGCCUCCGGGCAGCUGACUGGGAGCAAAUUGAGAAAAUGGAGAACAAAAUGGAUACAACAGAGGAAGAAGAGAUGCUACCGUGUGAUGGCCCCACUGUCAGAACCAGGGGAGAAUGGACCCACCCUUUGUCUCAAGACGAUGUCAGCUUCCUGCCAAACCAGGGGGCUCUUUUGCGUCCAAGGCAGAGAAUUCGGCAGCAUGAUCCUGCGCGGCCCUGGAACUCUUUGCCAGCCACUCCAGUGGGAGAACUAGAGACAGACACAACAGUCUUCUUUUCUUCCUUGACAUCGCUCCAGGCUGAGGAGUUCUUUGAUAUGGUAGCCAAGGUCCAAGCAAAGAGACUCAAUGACCAGCGUGCUGAUUUUGCAGGGGCUGAAGAAACAUGCGCUGGGAGCUCAAAGGUUGCCAAAGAGCAGCUCUAUGACACUAUCCUGGCACAUCAGAGCCAGCGUCUUGAGGACCAGCGUACUGAGCCGCCCAUCCCAGUAGGAAUUCAGGGCCUGCUGGACUUGCUGAUGAGAGCCCAAGGGACCCGGAUGGAAGAUCAGCGCUCAACUCUUCCUCCCAGUCUUUCUGCACCAUCCUUGCAAAGGAGGCAGCCCUCUUUCAUUCAUGGUGUGUAAACCCACCACCAGACCGCCCCUGCCUUUCAACAGGUGCAGUUUUAGUGACUUGGGACACUUGCCUUGAAACAUUGGAACUCUCUUGCACCUGAAUGAAUGGUAGUUGGGACUGAGGACUGUUCUUGCUGUAAUUGCAUUAGUUAAUGAAAAUGGAUACCCACUGGUUUGAGAGCAGCCAUUAUCACAUGUCUCCGCAGUAGCACUACUGGGGCUAUUUUGGCCAUCACACUCUGUUCCGCACUGUUCCUUAACCCAGCCUUCCUGCCCUGUGCCCUACCUGGUGUGCUUUUCCGUUUUUCAGGUUUUUUAAUUGUUGUUGUUGUUGUUUUUAACACAGUUUGGGAAUUAUGCUAAUGCAAUUUAAGCAAAAUAAAAAUAAAAUGAAGGAAAUCAGACUGUUUGGAAAUAGCAAGGAGGAGAGUGGAGAAGGGGAGAAGAGGAGAUGCUGACACCACAUGAUUGCUAAUAUAGAAACUGCCACAACAACAGUGUUUUGCACCUGAAGACAAAUGGAACUGCAGCACAGCUGAGAGCUUAUUGACAGGUUUCCCCCAUCAAUAAAAAGGGACACCCGACCCAUGCUUCAGAGACACAGCAGCUACAGGUUGGAGGCAAUGCUAUGCGAUAAGUGUUGCCAAAGGCACUUUUUUCUAACUAAUUGCGGUUUAAAAGCCAUGUGUAGUAAUUGCCUUAGAAAUCAAGCUCUGCUACAUCAGAAAAUGUCACACAGCAAAGGUAUCACGUGUUGUGAUAAAAACAACAACCCUGAGCAGCUGCAGUACAAAGGCAGGCUCUCUCCAAGCACAACAUCGUAAACUGCUAAUUGCUUCGUUCUGGCUAAGAUUUCCUUCUGUCCUAAAAAGUAGAUGUCUUCCGCUCAGCUACUGCCAAGAAAAGUCCAAAGCCUCUGCUGGAGGUACCAAUAGUAUAAUAUCUCUAGCAGGAACCACAAAUCUCACAAGCUAGUAUGCAGUUUGUGGAUAUUCAAAGAACCCUUCCUCAAGUGAGGGAGGGAUUAGAACAGAACAGAAAAGUCUAGCAACAGGAAAGCGAACAACAGAAACCCAGUUUGUGGUAUGUGACUACCAUUAAGAUGGUGAAAGUGAUUUGCAUUGUGGACUAAUUAAGUUAAUGUGUGCCUGAUGUUAAUGAUAUCUGCCAGAAAAUAAGUUUUAUUGGCAGAUAAUGUGGUGUUCUAACGCAGGGGUGUGCAGUGUUUAGCCCUCCAGAUUUUGGACUGUUGCAACUCCCAUCAUCCCUAGCCAGAAUAGCAUCUGUGAGAGCUGAUGGGUUUUGGACAACAUCUGGAAGGCCACAUGUUGCCUACCACUGUACUAAAGGUAAGGCUAGGACAUUUACUUGGACUUUUUAAAAACAUGAAAUUCAGCUUACUCAAAUAUGCUUGUAAAAGAAUUGUUUUAUGUGCUUCUAUUAAAAAGAAAAAAAAACAAUUAGGGAUAUUGUUUGGUUUA